Messenger RNA from Dentiscutata erythropus, 258 nucleotides. The record is from the annotation of a GenBank genome assembly. Lineage: Eukaryota; Fungi; Glomeromycota; Glomeromycetes; Diversisporales; Gigasporaceae.
AUGUCACUACCCUCGACAAGUACCGAUGAUGCCAAACGUGAACAAGCAAUUAUGGUCUAUAAUCUUGACUGGUCAUCAACUUCACUUGGCCCUAUGGACUUAUGGGAACCCACUAUCAAAACUGCUAUGUCUCACAUAUUUAUAAUCAACUUUACCAAAAUAACACCCUUAUUAAAAUUAAUAGCAUUGGGAAAACCAAUGAGAGAUGUAUGGUCCAAACCAUUAUGUGAUACCGUUAUUGCACAAUUAGAAGAGUGA